Messenger RNA from Labrus mixtus (cuckoo wrasse), 4204 nucleotides. RefSeq names its product actin binding LIM protein family, member 2 (gene ablim2). Gene Ontology annotation, biological process: lamellipodium assembly; cytoskeleton organization. Gene Ontology annotation, molecular function: actin filament binding. The record is from RefSeq and is a predicted model, not a curated record. The transcript has 24 exons. Gene Ontology annotation, cellular component: actin cytoskeleton. NCBI's taxonomy places the organism in Eukaryota, Metazoa, Chordata, Actinopteri, Labriformes, Labridae. The coding region runs from base 225 to 2492 and encodes 755 amino acids.
GGGAGAGCGAGAGAGAGAGAGAGAGAGAGAGAGAGAGAUCAUUCCAGAGAUAGUGACGGACAGAGCGCUCACUCUGUGCUCCUAACUAUUAUUACUCCAGAGCGUGCAGAGGAUGUGUCGCAACGCCGUCAGAGGAUUCUGAAGAGACACCUGGGAUUUUUAUUUUCAUCGCUAACGCUAAAGGACAAAAUAAAUAUCACAUUUGGGAAAUCAGCUGAGUGACAAUGCCCGAGGAGAAAGUGUUUCAGCAGCAGGCGGUCCACAGCCCUCUGGAGCAGCAGAAGCAGAAGCAAAAGUCGGGCGGAGGCGGCGGCGGAGGAGGAGGAGGGCCGAUCCCCUGUCAGAACUGUGGGAAGCCCUGCAAAGGGGAGGCGCUCCGGGUCCAGAACAAACACUUCCACAUCAAGUGCUUCGUCUGUAAAGUAUGUGGUGUGGACCUGGCCCAGGGAGGCUUCUUCGUGCGGCAGGGUGACUACAUCUGUACUCUGGACUACCAGCGGAUGUACGGCACUCGCUGCUUCAGCUGCCAGGACUUCAUCGAGGGGGAGGUGGUGUCCGCCCUCGGCAAGACCUACCACCCCCGCUGCUUCGUCUGCGCCUCCUGCAAACAGCCGUUUCCAGCCGGCGACCGAGUGACAUUUAACGGGAAGGAGUGUAUCUGCCAAAAGUGUACCCAGCCUCUGCCUGCCAACAGCCCUGCACCCAUUCAGGCUGUGCACAACUGCUGCGGCUGUGGGAAGGAGUUCAAAAACGAGCAGUCUCUGGUGGCGCUGGACAAACACUGGCACCUGGGCUGCUUUAAAUGCAAAGUCUGCAACAAGGUGCUCAAUGCCGAGUACAUCAGCAAGGAUGGGAUCCCCUUCUGUGAGAUGGACUACCACGCCAUGUUCGGCAUCCAGUGUGAGAGCUGCAAGAAGUACAUCACUGGAAAAGUUUUGGAGGCCGGAGAGAAGCACUACCACCCGACGUGCGCCCGCUGCGCCCGCUGUGAGCAGAUGUUUGCAGAGGGAGAGGAAAUGUACCUGCAAGGAUCUUCUAUCUGGCAUCCUCCAUGCAGACAAGCAGCCAAACAGGAGGAGAAGAGCAAGAAGCAGGUCCGGAUACAGCUCAAUGACGUCCCUGAGCAGCAGGUGACCAGGACUUCAUCCGAGAGCAUCACUUCAGUCCCAGCCUCCAGCGCCUCGGGCUCCCCCAGCAGAGUCAUCUAUGCCAAGCUUGGAGAGGAGAUGCUGGACUACAAGGACCUGGCAGCUCUUCCAAAGACCAAGGCCAUCUACAACAUCGACAGACCUGACAUGCUGUCCUACUCUCCGUACGUCAGCUACCCGUCUGAGGAGAGGCACUACGGAGAGUCCCCCCAGCUGAUUUCUCCUACUCCCACUGAGGGUGACGGUGAGAAGUCGCCCCGUCAGCGGAGGCCCUCCAGCCCCAGCUCCAACAGCUCCAUGGGGGGUUACGGACGUUACACCCCGUCACGUUCGCCCCAGAACUACAGCCGACCAGGCCCAGAUGUCUACCUCAGUGGUAGAUACAGCAGCCAGGCCCGUGACACCAGUUCUCUCCCUUUGACUCCAAAUCUCUUGGGUGCUAUUAAGUACCCCUCCACCUGGGCUAGGGACUCAUCAUCUGUCCCUCCGUACUAUUCUGGUGGGGCUGAAGGAUGCGGUGGUGGUGGUAGUGGCAAGCACUCGCCUCUACCACCAGGUGGCAGUGCGGGCUUGUCUUAUCACCUAAACCCCACCACCCUGGCCAUGCUGCAGCAGCACAACUACAUCCCCUACUUCAGAGGCUUCAAACAGGACCCCUUACCUGACCCCAAAUCUAGGACCUCCCUGCAUCUCAGUUUACCUCCUCCUAACGGUAGUGAAAGUGGUCGAAGUACCCCCAGCUUAUCCACCUAUUCUGAUGGCAAAUCCCCUUCCUCUACUUCUACAUACAUGGCUGCUCCCCGGCACUUCCACAUACCAGAGACUAUGGUCAAAGAUAAUAUCUAUAGAAAACCCCCCAUCUACCGACAGCAUGCUUCUAGAACAUCCUGGCAGGAUGGGGAGGAUAGCAAGAGGACCAGUUGGAUGAUCUUGAAGAGUGAAAUUGACGGACACAUGGGUCCAGAAGAUCUAGACCCCAGCAAAUCCACACAUAGUCUGCCGACUGAUACCUCCCAGCCCAAUUUCCCCUACAAUAAAUCUGCAUCUCUACCCGGAUAUGGAAGGAAUGGCAUCUACAAGGCUGCAGAGAUGGUGGAGGAUGAAGUGGACCCAGACUCCCACAGCUGGGGCGGCAUGAGAGAAUACAAGAUCUACCCGUACGAGAUCCUGGCAGUGACGCAUAGAGUGAAAGUGAAGCUUCCCAGAGACGUCGACCGGACCAGACUGGAGAGACACCUAUCUCCCGAGGACUUCCAGCGGGUUUUCGGGAUGACCCUGGAUCAGUUCGACCGGAUGGCCCUGUGGAAGAAGAACGACAUGAAGAAGAAGGCCCGCCUUUUUUAAGACCGGAACACAAAAGCAACAUCUCAACUCAGCAUCCGAGCCGUCUGGAAAAGGAAGCAGAAAAACAACAACAACAACAACAACAAGAAAAAAAAAACAACCCAUCUGAAAUAUCUAUAUAUGCACCGCCAUGAUACCCUUACUGUCCACCUGUAAAACGCCAUGCCAUCUUGCCUGUGACGCCGCGGAGUGAGAGAAGGGCUCCGCGCUGCGCUGGGACAUUUUCACGACGUUGAGGCAGCAUUUAUCGCUUUUUGUAUGCAAUGUGGUCCGAAUGUCUGACUGAAAACCUUUGACAGAAGAGGACGAGGAGCUGCGUUUGCAUGGCCUGUGUUGAUGCUCCUCGCCUCACCUGGUUUCUGCAUCCUCCCCCCUCGACCGCCCGGCCUCCCGACGCUUUCAGACAUACAGCCCUGCAAACAACAACAACAGCUUUUUCUAUUUGUCAUGCAGGAAUCUUCCAGGUUCAGUGGUUCUGACUGUUUAAUGUGAUCCUUCUUCUAUCAUCGUGUCUGUCUCGACACAUCAUCGAAUCGUCCCUUUGCUGCUCUCUCUCUCUCUCUCUCUCUCUCUCUCUCUCUCUCUGCUCUCACUGUUACAUCUUCAGGUCGAUUCGAGAAUGACGAGGCGACUCCAGCUGCUCCGAUCAAAGAUAUCAAACGACGCACCUUACCACACGCUUUUCUUUUCAUUUCUCUUUUCACUCAGAGAGGUGGGGGAAAGACCGGUCGGGUAGUUUUGAUAAUAUGCGUGCCCUGAUGUGUUUGACUGCAGUCCCAUUAUCUUACAUAAGCAUCUCGUAAAUCCGUACAGAAAGAGAAAAGAGAGCCAGGAUCAGGCCGUAAAUCACAGCCGAGCGGAGAAGACGAGGGCUUCAUAAAAGCAGAACGCAGCGAGUACACAGGUGUCAAACAUGCAGCAUCGGCAGAAUGACGCGCGCUCACAUCGAAAUCAAACAAAAUAAAUUAUUUUUAUAAGCUAUUUUUGACUUCUGGGAAGCAUCGUUCAAACCACGCAGCUCAUGAUUUUUGUUACCAGACGUAAAAAUAAAAUUAAAAAAACACACUGACUCUGUUUGUGACGCUUCCUGCAGCAGCAUUUAAGCUAAACCAAGUACUCGGUUUCAGACGCUCUACCUGUGUUAUAUCCUCUCAGAGCGAGCUCGCACUCUUUAUAUGUUUGUCGUUUGAAAGCUUUGUUGCAUACAGUUAAAAACAAAAAAAGAAGAAGCUGCGGUCUGUCGGCUUUGCUCGAUGAUUUCCGGACUGCAAACUGAUCGAACAUACCGUGAGAUGUAUGUGAACAUAUACUGGACUUAUACCAGAUCUGUCUGUCUGUAUUCAAGCCAUGGUGUAUAACUCUUCAGGCGUGCAUGAGGGCGGGAACACGGGCUUCGUCUCGCUGGUUAGAAAUGUAUGAAAACAUUACGAUGUGGUUUGAGUGAUUUUUUUUAAAACGCCCCGGUCAGCUGCUUCCAUUUGCUUGUGUUAGGUAUUUAUUUCAUUAUGAAGGACGGGAUUUUAUGGUUGUAGUGUCAAAGUGCAGAAGAAGAAGAAGAAGAAGAGAAACAUAUCAUUUUGAGUUGAAUCGGAGUGUCCAAUCCUUUUUUUGUUUUGCUCUUGUAAGUAACACACUAACUGUUGUCAUAAAAAAAAAACUGUCAUGUCUUCUUUCUAAUAUUCAUCUGCUAUUAAAGUGCUUUAUCCAAACUA